UCUUUCCUCACUGCUCCACUGAGAGGAUCACUCCAGCACCUCAUCUGCUCCACUGCUUCACCUGUGCACACCUGCCGCUGCUGCAAGAAAGUCACUCCUUCACUCUUCACUCUAGAGCAAGAUGGGUUGUGCGCCGCGCCGUGUAGUGGUCCUGGUCCUCCUCCUUGGGCUGACAAACGCCGCCUACCUUAACGGCGGAGGAAACGGAGGAGGAAACGGAGGCUACGGAGGAAACGGAGGAGGAGGAGGAGGAGGCAACGGAGGCUACGGAAAUGGAGGCGGAUUUGGAGGAAACGGCGGAGGAGGAAACGGCUACGGAGGGAACGGCGGCUACGGAGGCAACGGCGGAGGAAACGGAGGAGGCAACGGCGGUAACGGAGGAGGCAACGGAGACCUAGGCUCAGCUAUCGGAGGAGGAGGAGAGCCAGGUGUCGACUACCCAAUCCUUGCUACUGUUCCUGACACUGGCUUCUCCUGCGACGGUCGAAUUCCAGGAUACUACGCUGACACUGCCCCCGAAGCUGGCUGCCAGGUCUUCCACAUCUGCCAGUUCGAUGGGCGCCAAGACUCCUUCCUCUGUCCCAACGGCACCAUCUUCAACCAGCAGUACUUCGUGUGUGACUGGUGGUACAACUUCGACUGCGCCACCGCCGAGCAAUUCUACGAUCUCAACUCAAACAUCGGGGUCACCAACGGCGGGAACGGAGGCAACGGAGGCAACGGAGGCAACGGAGGUAACGGCAACGGUGGAUAUGGCAACGGUGGUGGAUAUGGUGGCGGCAACGGUGGAUACGGUGGCAGGACUAACGGAGGUGGCAACGGAGGCUACAGCAACGGUAACGGCAACGGUAACGGCAACGGCAACGGUAACGGUAACGGCCAGCCAUCAGGACUCUACCAAACGCCGGGGAAAUAAGAAGCACACGCAAACGCACGCACGAACGCACUCUAACGUAGGACGAAUGGACACGGAAGGAUAAACAACAAGAUGAAAAAUAAAGCAAGAAAAUAGAAAGUAAUAAUUAUAAAAUGAAAAUGAUGGAAGAAAAAUCACACGACAAAAACUAAAAAAAAAAAAAAAAAAAAAAAACACCGCAUAUUGAUUUCUAAAUACGCGGCUGUUUUUUUUUUUAUUAUUUCUUUAUUUACACUUUAAUUGGAUUCAGAUUUCAUUAUCAUUGUUGCUUUUGUUGUUUUUGCUUUACGGUGUCGACGAUGUGAGAGAGAGCGCACGCAAACACGAGUACUAUAUUUAAUUAAAUCGAGAAUUAUACAUAGAUAGUAUUUAUAGAAUUGCUACUGUGUAAAUAGCUUCUUUUUAUAUACUGAUCUCUCUCUCUCUCUCUCUCUCUCUCUCUCUCUCUCUCUCUCUCUCUCUCUCUCUCUCUCUCUCUCUCUCUCUCUCUCUCUCUCUCUCUCUCUGCUUCGAUAGAUAGAGGGUACAAGCUCUUCGGACUAUUCCUGUGCCAUAAGAUAGACCAGAUCAGAACUCACGCUACGCUGUAUUAUUAUGAAGCAAAUAAAAGAUACAGUAUUC
This is a messenger RNA of Portunus trituberculatus (swimming crab), 1537 nucleotides long. Its product is annotated as putative glycine-rich cell wall structural protein 1. The transcript has 3 exons. Lineage: Eukaryota; Metazoa; Arthropoda; Malacostraca; Decapoda; Portunidae. The coding region runs from base 122 to 916 and encodes 264 amino acids. Gene Ontology annotation, cellular component: extracellular region. Gene Ontology annotation, molecular function: chitin binding. The record is from RefSeq and is a predicted model, not a curated record.